Molecule: messenger RNA, 2261 nt
Organism: Ylistrum balloti
Lineage: Eukaryota; Metazoa; Mollusca; Bivalvia; Pectinida; Pectinidae
Product: cell death abnormality protein 1-like
Exons: 15
Coding region: 1-1641 (546 amino acids)
Molecular function (GO): scavenger receptor activity
Source: RefSeq, a predicted model, not a curated record
AUGGCGUUCAAACGAGUGCUGUUUAGCAAAAAUGUGUUCGUUCUCCUGUUUGGCAUUUUCACCAGGACCAGUGCUGAUGGCAAUAUCGCUGCUUUGAAGACUGCUGAGCAAAGUAGUGACUAUUUUGACUAUAAAUGGCUGGCAGGAGCAGCUGUGGACGGAUGUGAAACUACAAAUAUAGAGUCUAAUUGUUGUACACACACGAUGACAGAUGGAAGUCCUAAGACUGCUUGGUGGCGUGUCGAUCUUGGACAAAUGAGCAGCAUCAAUACUAUACAAAUAAUCUAUAGAAAUGAGAUUACAAAGGAUAAGGAGAGAACAGCAGGUUACCAGUUAUAUAUAUCCAAUUUUACGGAUUCCCCUACACACGGUGUCCUCUGUUACGAGGAGAGGAGUAUUACUAAAGACACCGUGCAACUGAAAAUAACACACCGGUGCCCGUAUGUAGGUCGGUAUAUUACUGUUUACAACUACAGAAACAAUCCGAAACGGUACGAAUGGUAUGCUGAUGACGCAAUACUAUCAUUGUGUGAGGUAAAAGCGUCUGGAUGUCCAGUUGGCUUUCACGGUGACGGUGACUGUAGUCAAGCGUGCUCAGAUAGCUGUUACGGGGGGAACUGUCACUCAAACACGGGCUUUUGCUUCCGUAAAUUUUCAAAUUGGAAGUAUGGCGAUACAUGUGGUCAAGACUGUUCUGUAAACUGUAAGGACAGGUUGUGUGCUAAGGACACCGGGUACUGUACAGAUUGCAUUAACGGAAAGUACGGUGAUACAUGUGGCCAAGACUGUUCUGUAAACUGUAAGGACAGGUUGUGUGCUAAGGACACCGGGUACUGUACAGAUUGCAUUAACGGGAAGUACGGCGAUACAUGUCCUGAGGACUGUUCUGUAAACUGUAAGGACAGGUUGUGUGCCAAGGACACUGGGUUCUGUACAGAAUGCGUUCCUGGAAAAUACGGCAAUGGAUGUGAACACAACUGCUCCGUAAACUGUAACGAUAUAUUGUGCGAAAAAGAAACCGCAUACUGCAUUGAUUGUGUUCCUGGACGGUAUGGCAGUAUAUGUAAUCAGAAAUGUUCUGACAACUGUAAAGAUAGGUUCUGUGACAAGGUCACUGGAAAUUGUACAGAAUGUACCAAUGGAAAACACGGGGAUGCGUGUGACAUUGACUGCCCGAAGAAUUGUAAAGACAAUGUUUGUAUCCGCAAGACGGGACAUUGUUAUGAUUGCAUUAUCGGAAAGUAUGAUGCGACAUGUGCCUUAACGUGCCCCGUGACUUGUAAAAAUUUCGUUUGUGAUCAACAAACUGGACAAUGUUUAGAAUGUUAUGCGGGAAAGUAUGGAGUUGUGUGUGGUGCAGAUUGUCUGGACACUUGCACUGACAGUACGUGUAACAAAGACGACGGUCAUUGUAUCAGCACUGCCGAUCAUAAGCUAAUCAUAAUAGCUGUUCAAGCCGUCAUUAUUGGUUUACUGAUUGCUGCGUUCAUCACAACGGUAAUAUGUCUACUUCGAAUAAUCCAAAAUAGAAAAAAGUCAUCAGAUAACGACAAAGAAUCAUCCGUUCCGGAUCCAAAUUAUACGUCUCUUUCGAAUGAACAGGAAGGAGCGCCACACGUCUAUGAAAUGAUCGUCAAAUAAUCGGGCUGUCACAUUCCCACAACUGACCGUCAUAUCAGAUUUAUGCUGCACGACUCAUAUCUGUUAAACAAUGUUGUUACCGAAGGGAUGUUAUAGUACAAACUUCACAACAUAAUGCUUUGUAUGAGUUGUCGGUAUAGAAGUUCACAUAAAUAUUUAACCGUAAAUAUAUGGUUUGAUAACACAUAUAUAGCAAUUAUUUACUUGACAGUUUUUGAUCUGAGUAACAUUUUAAAAACAUUUUUUAUCUUUUGUAAAGAGAUUAACACAUUUGCUUAAUAUUCCAUUCAGUAUGUUUGAGAUUGCUGUAUAAAAUAUCUUGUAGGUUGUACUCGGAAGGACUAUUUCAAUCUAUAUUUUCCUAUUUAUCAUAUAUUCACCGAAAAUAGGUAUAAUCUGCCAACACCUUAGUGCCCUUAAAUCAUUUUGGAAUUUUGAGUCGUACCAUCGUAUUUCUAAUGUAAUCUAUACCUUGAUAAAACACAGAAUACAUAGUGUUAUGUAUAGAUGGUGUGUAUUAAUCCAAAUUCAGAUGUGCCGUGUUUACAUGCAUUGUAUCUUAUUGGUUGUUUACAUAAAAAAACUCCUUAUAAUUAUUUGUCACAAUAUGUGUAGAUCGU